This is a messenger RNA of Colossoma macropomum (tambaqui), 1299 nucleotides long. RefSeq names its product mannose-binding protein C-like. The coding region runs from base 141 to 911 and encodes 256 amino acids. The transcript is spliced from 6 exons. The record is from RefSeq and is a predicted model, not a curated record. Lineage: Eukaryota; Metazoa; Chordata; Actinopteri; Characiformes; Serrasalmidae.
UGCUGGAGGAAGGAAACUCUUAUUUAUAGGUUGCUGGUGUCUGGAGGAGCACCAGCCACUUUAGUGCCGUCUUAAGUCUUUUCCUGCUGAUAAAACACAUCCGCCUGUUUAUAAAAGCAUUCAACAUUAUUGAACAGAGGAUGGCGCUGUUCAGUCAGCUCUUCACUGCUCUGCUGCUGCUGCUGCAGUUGGAGCUGCAUCUGGUUGGUGGAUCUGAGGCUGGAGCUCCUCAAACUCUCAGCUGUCCUGCCUCUGCUGGGGUUCCAGGAACUCCUGGACACAACGGCCUUCCUGGCAGAGACGGGAGAGACGGGAGAGACGGAGCCGCCGGACCCAAAGGAGAGAAGGGAGAGCCGGGACUGAGUGUGCAGGGACCUCCAGGAAAGGCAGGACCAGCAGGUUCACCUGGACCCCAAGGACCAAAGGGAGAUCCAGGUUCAUCAGGGGCUCCCCACAGUGGUCUGAUCAGCUCGGUUCAGGAGGAACUGAGGAGUCUUACAGCCAGACUGUCCCUGCUGGAGAAAGCUGCAUCGUUCAGCGUGUUCAUAAGGGUCGGGCAGAAGUACUACGUGUCUGAUGGGCUGACAAAGACGUUCAGUGAAGGAACGGCAUUCUGCCAGAACGUUGGAGGAAAACUGGCUUUGCCGAGAAACCAGGAGGAAAACCGAAAGCUUUCCGGAGUGCUUCAAAUCUUCAAUUUGCCAUAUGUAUUCAUCGGGGGAAACGAUCAAGUGGCCGAGGGUCUGUAUGUGGACGAGGAAAAGCGGCCUUUAGAUUUCCUCAAGUGGAACGAAGGGGAACCCAACAGUUAUGGAGGAAAUGAGGACUGUGUUGUGCUCAAAAAGAAUGAAUUCUGGUUUGAUACUAGUUGUGAGAAAUCUUUUCUCAUAGUUUGUGAGAUUGCUGAAUAGUGUUUUAUCAUUAUUAGUGUUCUCUCAAUCUGCCCUUUACAAUGAAUCAAACCUCCACAUGUACAUACAGAGGAGAUUAAAAUAAACUUGACUUGUGAAGCAAUGAAUCAUUACAUUUGAUUCGGUACAAGCAAUCAAAUUUCUUAUUAACCAUUGCUGCAGCCUUACUAUGGUUUUUUUUUAGCAAUGCUCAUGCUAACAUAGCGGGUACUGAUGUGAUCUGAUUACAUACAGUGAGGAACCCUCAGGGCCUUCUAAGACUUCAGAGAAGGCUGUGAUGAUUUCUGUAAAAUAAAACAAGAGCAUGUCUGUGAUUUUGUAGUUCAUUUUUAUCAUAGAAUCACGCAUGUUGGGUUUAAACUCUGUAUUAAACUCUGCUUUAAACUAA